This is a messenger RNA of Ostrinia furnacalis (Asian corn borer), 3320 nucleotides long. RefSeq names its product protein nipsnap (gene Nipsnap). The coding region runs from base 123 to 947 and encodes 274 amino acids. The transcript is spliced from 6 exons. Gene Ontology annotation, cellular component: mitochondrion. The record is from RefSeq and is a predicted model, not a curated record. Lineage: Eukaryota; Metazoa; Arthropoda; Insecta; Lepidoptera; Crambidae.
AAUCUAUUUCCAAGAUAACCUUCAAGUGAUUUUGUCAAAUUGAUAACAAGUAGUACAGAAUUCUGAAUUUAUCAGAAAAAUACAUUACAAGAUCGUCAUUAGUGUUUAGUUAAACAGUGAACAUGAAUUCCGUAACUAGAGCAUUUAGUUUAAGCAGUCAUAUACCGAAGAAUGCAAGGUUGAUCAGCACAACAAGUGCCCAACUCAACGCUGAUGAUGGAUGGUUUUCAAAGCUGUUGGUGCGAAGGAUAGAGCCUACCAAGGAAUCCCACAGCCGUAUGCUUAGCGACAAGGAGAUAAUUUAUGCGCUUCAUACGCAUAACAUAAGGCCCGACUCUGUAGAUAAAUACUUGAAAAACUACAAAACCUCAGUGGAGUUUGUCCACUCACAGAAAGCUGAACUGGGGUGUGAGCUCGUGGGAUCAUGGACGGUGUCGGUUGGAGAUAUGGACCAGGCCCUGCACCUAUGGCGCUAUGUUGGAGGAUUUGAGAAGAUUGAUAAAGCAAAGAUUCUGUUCAAAGAGAGCCCUGAAUACAGAGCUUUAGAGAAGGAACGCGGCAACUUCGUGCGGUCGCGGCAUCUGCAGUACCUGCUCGCCUUCAGCUUCUGGCCCAACGGCGAGCCGCGGGCGCCCAACAACAUCUACGAGAUACGAUCCUACAGUCUCAAGCCGGGCACCAUGAUCGAGUGGGGCAACAACUGGGCGCGCGGGUUGACGUACCGCCGCUCGCAGAACGAAGCCUUCGCCGGGUACUUCUCGCAGAUCGGACGCCUGUAUAACGUACAUCAUAUUUGGUGCUACAAGGACCUGCAAGCGCGCCGCGAGACGCGUGAAAGCACGUGGCGCAACCCUGGCUGGGACGAGUGCGUGGCCUACACCGUGCCGCUCAUCAGGGAGAUGCACUGCCGCAUCCUGGAGCCCACCGAAUUCUCGCCCACACAGUAAACCAAACUAGUACGGAUGCCAUGUCAUAGUAGGAAGGAACAGUAAAACGUUUAGAUUCAAAUUUUCCAACUCAAUCCAAUCUUAAGCACAAAUCCAAGCCUGUAUUGAAAUCUUGAACUCGGUGUAACCGAAGGCUGAGACGAGUGCGUGGCGCUCAUCAGGGAGAUGCACUGCCGCAUCCUGGAACCUACCGAGUUCUCGCCCACAAAGUAAACACGAACAUAAGGAAGGACAACAUAGUAAAAAGGAACAGUAAAACGUUAAUUUUCCAACUCAAUCCAAUCUUAAGCACAAAUCCAAGCCUGUAAUUGAAUUUCAACAUCUUGAACUCGGUGUAACCAAAGGCUGGGUCGAGUGCGUGGCGCUCGUCAGAGAGAGAUGCACUGCCGCAUCCUGGAGACUACCUAAUUCUCGCCCACACAGUAAACACAAACAUGAGGAAGGACGCCAUAGUAAAAAAGGAACAGUAAAACGCAAAUUAAGCACAAAUUCAAGCCUCUAAUUGGUUGAAUUUCAACAUCUUGAACUCAGGAUUUAUGUUUAAAUCAGUGUAACCAAAGGCUGGGACAGUUUGUGGCCUGGAGCCUACUGAAUUCUCGCCCACACAGUAGACUUAACAAGCACGGAUGUCAUAGUAGAAGGGAACAGUAAUACGUAAGGAUAGUAGACUAUACCUACUUCAACUUGACUUAAACUUAAGCAUUCGAGCCUGUGAUCGGUUGAAUUUCAACAUUAGAACCAGCUUGAACUCGGGACAGUCUUUAUAUCUUUACUAGCGGCCACCCGUGACUUCGUACGCGUGGAGUGUCAUCCUCCGUUUUAUCCCCUUAGGGGGGUACUUUGCUGACCCCUAAUCUAGGCAGUUUAACUCACUCACUUACUGUGCCAUUUCCCACCUUGCUUCGUAUUAGACCUUUUGUGGGCGAUGGAUGGUUCUCCAAAAGAGUGGGCAUUUGAGCAUAUUAUGAAGAUAUUAUCAGUGUGUAGCGUGUAGUGUGUAGUGCGUGACUGCAACAACGACAGUUGACUCUAGUUCCAAUUAUGGGGCAGAUAUUCUCCUCGGUGAUAAAUAAGAUACAAAUAUUUGUAUUAGCAGCUGCCCGCGACUUCGUACGCGUGGACCCGUUUUACCCCCCCUAAAAUCCGUUCUUAUUAUCGGAUGUCGACACCCUACGCACACUAAUUGUUUGAGUGCUAUUUGAAAAGACGUUUUACUGUUCCAUUUUACCAUGGGGAUAUCAAAAGAUAGAAACAUGGGAUGGAAGUGAUGAGAGAUUAAUUUAACAUUUUGGUUUUACUAUACAAUAAUGCACACCAAUAGUUUCACAUUUGUUAGUUUUGCACGUCAUGAUUUCCCGACAAGAAGGGCAAAUUAAUACAAACAAAGGAUAAAUAAUGACUGCCUUUGACACUAAUUUCCGUUGCUGUGUGAUGUGCAUUUAAAACCUAUUUGAAGAUCAAUGUAUUUAAGUAAGGCUUAACUUUUUGAUUCUAGGGUUGUCUUUAAUAAAUGUCUUGCCUUUGCACAUUUAUGUCUAGCGUAAAAUAUCACAUAAAUGUUAUGUGUAAGUUUUCGCAUAUGAAAUCGCGUGGGUAGAUCCUCUGAAGAAAUUAAUUGANUUGAAAAAUUUGUGAGAGGUAAAAAAUUAAUAUGUAUUUAGAAGUCUUGAUAAAUCACAUUUGAUAAUAAAAAUCAAUAAUUGAAUCAAAACAUUGAAAUUUAUGCAAAAUUAUUCAUAAGGCAUGCAUAUUAACGUCGAUGUAUUUUUUUGUAUUUUAUUGUUGACAAUGCUGUUUGAAUACAUAAUGUUAUAUUAGUAUUCAUGCUUUUUCAAGCAAAUCUAAAUAAUGUUGGAGCAAUUAUGUCGGCAUUUCUAGUCGGGGAAUUAAACAGAACUCUCGAUAUCGAUAAUACCUACGAAACGAUAAGAUCGUUGUUUAUUUGAUAAUAUGAUAGCAGCACAAUCUUGAAUGUGUUAAGGUAGCGAAUAAAUUAUGGCUACUUUCUAUGUUUACAUUAUUGAAAUUUAGCAAACUAAAGUGUAUUCUUGAUACUUUAAUAAUAGUUUAUUAUCGUCGUUGUGCGAAAUUGUAUACAGCAUCGCUAUAGGUAUAUUUGCGAUAGAUAACAUAUUGGAUGAUGCAAACUCGCCUACGGAAAAUGUUUAGAACGCGCAACUAAAAACAAAUUGUGCACAAUCUAUUUGUUGUCAUCAUUCUUAUCUUAUUUUCGUAUUGAAGAUGACGUGUCGUAGAAUAUCUACAUAGUCGCGACCAGUGUAUUUAACUCUAUAAUUUUUAUAGCAUUUAUAAAAGUAAUGAAAUCGUUAUUAUUCAUGUAAAAAUAUCUAUAAGAUCAACUUAUACAUUAUA